Molecule: messenger RNA, 2453 nt
Organism: Lemur catta (Ring-tailed lemur)
Lineage: Eukaryota; Metazoa; Chordata; Mammalia; Primates; Lemuridae
Gene: ADRA1B
Product: adrenoceptor alpha 1B
Exons: 2
Coding region: 424-1983 (519 amino acids)
Biological process (GO): regulation of vasoconstriction; cell-cell signaling; adenylate cyclase-activating adrenergic receptor signaling pathway
Cellular component (GO): membrane
Molecular function (GO): alpha1-adrenergic receptor activity
Source: RefSeq, a predicted model, not a curated record
AGUCAGCCCAGAGGUGGCUCAUUGAAAGCAGACCCUCCUCGGCGCUCGCCGGGCGGAGCAGGCGCCGCGGCCCGCAGCCCCGCCGCCAGCCGGGCAGGCCGUGCGCCCCCGCCCCGCGCCCCGCCGCCGCCGCCCCGCUCCCGCCGGCCCGGCCCGCGCGCCUGACGCGGACCAUUGAACUUGGAGCCGCCGCCUCGUCCCCUCGCUCCGCCGCCUCCUCCUGACAGGCGGGCGGGCGGGCGGCUCGGUGCGGGCAGGAGACGUGCAGCCGGGCUGGGCUGCCCGGGGAGAUGACUUCUCGCCGGGAGGGCGCCCCCGGGAAGAAGACCGCGGGGGAAGCAAAGUUUCAGGGCAGCUGAGCAGCCGGCCCCGCAGCCCUUCCGAGCCCACUCGCCCCCCUGGCGAUGGAGGGCGGACUCUAAGAUGAAUCCCGAUCCGGACACCGGCCACAACACAUCAGCACCUGCCCGCUGGGGGGAGUUGAAAAAUGCCAACUUCACUGGCCCCAACCAGACCUCGAGCAACUCCACACUGCCCCAGCUGGAUGUCACCAGGGCCAUCUCUGUGGGCCUGGUGCUGGGCGCCUUCAUCCUCUUCGCCAUCGUGGGCAACAUCCUCGUCAUCUUGUCUGUGGCCUGCAACCGGCACCUGCGGACGCCCACCAACUACUUCAUCGUCAACCUGGCCAUUGCCGACCUGCUGCUGAGCUUCACGGUCCUGCCCUUCUCGGCCGCCCUGGAGGUGCUCGGCUACUGGGUGCUGGGGCGGAUCUUCUGCGACAUCUGGGCAGCCGUGGACGUCCUGUGCUGCACGGCGUCCAUUCUGAGCUUGUGCGCCAUCUCCAUCGACCGCUACAUCGGGGUGCGCUACUCCCUGCAGUACCCCACGCUGGUCACCAGGAGGAAGGCCAUCCUGGCGCUCCUCGGUGUCUGGGUAUUGUCCACGGUCAUCUCCAUCGGGCCUCUCCUUGGGUGGAAGGAGCCAGCGCCCAACGAUGACAAGGAAUGCGGGGUCACUGAAGAACCCUUCUACGCCCUCUUCUCCUCCCUGGGCUCCUUCUACAUCCCUCUGGCGGUCAUUCUGGUCAUGUAUUGCCGCGUCUACAUCGUCGCCAAGAGAACCACCAAGAACCUGGAGGCCGGAGUCAUGAAGGAGAUGUCCAAUUCCAAGGAGCUGACCCUGAGGAUCCACUCCAAGAACUUUCACGAGGACACCCUCAGCAGUACCAGGGCCAAGGGCCACAACCCCAGGAGUUCCAUAGCUGUCAAACUUUUUAAGUUCUCCAGGGAAAAGAAAGCAGCCAAGACCCUGGGCAUUGUGGUCGGCAUGUUCAUCUUGUGUUGGCUACCCUUCUUCAUCGCUCUGCCACUUGGCUCCCUGUUCUCCACCCUGAAGCCCCCCGACGCCGUGUUCAAGGUGGUGUUCUGGCUGGGCUACUUCAACAGCUGCCUCAACCCCAUCAUCUACCCGUGCUCCAGCAAGGAGUUCAAGCGCGCCUUCGUGCGCAUCCUCGGCUGCCAGUGCCGCGGCCGCCGCCGCCGCCGUCGCCGUCGCCGCCUGGGCGGCCGCGCCUACACCUACCGGCCGUGGACGCGCGGCGGCUCGCUGGAGCGCUCGCAGUCGCGCAAGGACUCGCUGGAUGACAGCGGCAGCUGCCUGAGCGGCAGCCAGCGGACCCUGCCCUCGGCCUCGCCGAGCCCGGGCUACCUGGGCCGGGGCGCGCCGCCGCCGCCCGUCGAGCUGUGCGCCUUCCCGGAGUGGAAAGCGCCCGGCGCGCUCCUGAGCCUGCCCGCGCCCGAGCACCCCGGCCGCCGCGGCCGCCACGGCUCGGGCCCGCUCUUCACCUUCCAGCUGCUGGCCGAGCCCGAGAGCCCCGGGACCGACGGGGGCUCCGGCAACGGGGGCCGCGAGGCUGCGGCCGACGUGGCCAACGGGCAGCCGGGCUUCAAAAGCAACAUGCCCCUGGCGCCCGGGCAGCUUUAGGGCCCCUGCGCACAGCUUCCUCCCCCGGGGGAGGAAACCACCGUGGGGGGAGGGCGGGGAGUGUCCCCGCGCCCCCGGGGGACGGGGGGAGGGGCGGCUGCUUUUCUGGCAGGGGCAUGGGUGCCAGGUAGAGCGCGGAGAGCCGGGCCGAGCAUGCUGAGAGCCUGGGGGACCCGCCGCCGCCGCCGCCGCCGGGACUCACCUCCCUCCCUCUCCCCCUCUGUAUAUACAUAAACGAGUCCCUCUCUACAUGUAUUUAACCGUGGGUCCACGUGCGUGUGUCCGUGCGGUGUGCGUGUGGCCUGCGUGGGCCCCCGCGCGGGGCGAGCGAGUGUGCGCCCAGGAGGCAGCCGCGGGCGCUGUUUGUCUCGUGACUUCGUACCUCUCCAGCCCCUCCUUGUACUUCACCGAAUGGUGGCACUUCGGUGGGGUUGCAAACAAAGUCAGACAUUAAAGGUCAUUUCUCCUGU